UGGGUCUUUUAUCGUACCACAUACGCCUGCUGGAGUUGCAUACUUCAAAUGACAUUAGCUUUAGCCUUGCUAAGGUUGUUUUAUUGUUAAAUAAACUGUAAAAAAGGAAUAAACUGUAAUAAAGGAAUAAACAGUAUGGACGCGUUGAAGUGGAAUAAGCGCGCCGCGAUGGUGUACGCGGUCGGAGUCUGGACUAUGCUCGGGUCUUACGGGUACUACAGAUACACGCACAGAAACGACCCGCCGGUUCAAAUGCCUGAAAUGGAGGAAGACACACGGCCAAACGUGAAAAAGAUUGAAACACCACAUUCUACGACCAUAAUGGUCUACAAAGAAAACAAUUUUGUGCCGUAUUCUACAAGAUUUUUGAACCUUUUCCGGAAGGCAGAUGACAGCUCUUCAGGACCUCAAACUGAUGAUAAAUAAGGACUUAAAACUGGUUUAAGGACUGAAAGAAGAAUGAGUGAACUGGACUGUUUCUUCAAAGUUUCAGUUUAAAGUAAAAAAUCUAAUGUAAAAUAUAUAAAGUAUUUGUGCCUACUAUAAAAGAAAGUCAUCAGCUUCUGUAUUUUUUGCUGUGUAAAAUCAAUGCAAUUUGAUCUCUGAAUGUUGUUUUUUCUUGUCAUUGAUCAAGUUUGUAAUAUUUGGAAAUUAUUUAAAAUGAGAGUAUUGUUAGUGUUUGGUUUAACUGUGCUAUCCAUCAGAACUGACAACAUUGCUGAAAAUAGACUUUGUGACUGUUGAAGCAGGAUAUAUGAAGUGGCUACACCCAUCAGGCUGUUGAUGAGUUGUGAACAGCCAGUGUCAUUUAGAAAAUUGCAGUUUUGAAGAAACAUCAAUUAAAAACACAGAACAAAGAA
Messenger RNA from Astyanax mexicanus (Mexican tetra), 860 nucleotides. RefSeq names its product small integral membrane protein 26-like. Bases 136 to 426 code for a protein of 96 amino acids. Gene Ontology annotation, cellular component: mitochondrion. Lineage: Eukaryota; Metazoa; Chordata; Actinopteri; Characiformes; Acestrorhamphidae. The record is from RefSeq and is a predicted model, not a curated record. The transcript has 2 exons.